Messenger RNA from Folsomia candida, 2939 nucleotides. It is a transcript of the gene Edem1, whose product is annotated as ER degradation-enhancing alpha-mannosidase-like protein 2. The transcript has 10 exons. Gene Ontology annotation, cellular component: membrane; endoplasmic reticulum. Bases 287 to 2803 code for a protein of 838 amino acids. Gene Ontology annotation, biological process: endoplasmic reticulum mannose trimming; mannose trimming involved in glycoprotein ERAD pathway; carbohydrate metabolic process. The record is from RefSeq and is a predicted model, not a curated record. Gene Ontology annotation, molecular function: mannosyl-oligosaccharide 1,2-alpha-mannosidase activity; calcium ion binding. Lineage: Eukaryota; Metazoa; Arthropoda; Collembola; Entomobryomorpha; Isotomidae.
UUGUGGAGAGAAUUUGAGAUUUUGAGAAUGUGAAUAAUAGUGAAUAGUAAUUAAAAUUUUAAAAGUUCCAAGUUUUUGAAGUUUCUGAAUAACUGGAUGAAUUAAGCAGCACCCAGAGAAUCAAGGUCAUACAACGAUAACCAAAAAGUCGAAAUGGUGCAACUGUUCUUGAGAACCUCCAACCUACUUAUCAUGUCAAAUUAAACCACGAUACUCGACUUUCAUUGAGUAGAGGAUUCCUCUAAGAGGAAUAAUUUUGUAGUAUAAUCAUCUUGACAAAUUCAAGAUGUGGUGGUGGGGACAACUGCCCUCAAUUUUGGCAAUAUGCUUAUCCUGGUUAGUAUUCAGUUCCAUAACUUUUGACACAAUCACUGCUAUUCGGGUCUAUGAUGAUAAACGAUUAACGGAACUGAGGGAGGAAGUUCUCUCCGUAUUUUAUCAUGGGUACAAUAACUAUAUCGACCAUGCUUAUCCAUACGAUGAGCUGCGACCACUUAGCUGUGACGGGGUGGACACGUGGGGUUCUUAUUCCCUCACCCUUAUUGACACUUUGGACACGUUGGCAGUGGUUGGAAAUUAUUCCGAAUUUCGAAGAGUUGCUCAACUUAUUCUACAGAACGCCAAUUUCGACAUGAAUAUAAAUGUAUCCGUGUUUGAGACCAAUAUUAGAAUUCUGGGCGGACUUUUAAGCGCUCAUAUGCUCAGUCAGAAGGCUGGAAUGGAUCUCGAACCAGGAUGGCCCUGCCAAGGUCCAUUGCUCAGAUUGGCAGAAAUGGUUGGAAGAAAGCUCCUCCCUGCUUUUGAUACUUUGACUGGCAUGCCCUUUGGAACUGUUAAUUUACGAUAUGGCGUCCCUCCUAACGAGACCCCAGUAACUUGCACGGCGGGUGUUGGAACUUUUAUCGUCGAAUUUGGUGCUUUAUCUCGGCUCACAGGAGAUCCGAUCUAUGAAAAGGUUGCACUGCGUGCAAUCCACUCCUUGUACUCGAAACGUUCCCCAUUGGACCUUGUCGGCAAUCACAUUGACACCAAAACUGGAAAGUGGACAGCAGUUGACGCAGGAAUAGGUGCUGGAGUAGACUCGUUCUUUGAGUAUCUAGUUAAAGGAUCCAUCUUAUUUCAAAGUCCAGAAUUGAUGCACUACUUUCGGGUUUUUCAUCGUGCCAUCGAAAAACAUUUAGGGAAGGGAGGUUGGUAUGUUUGGGCUACAAUGGGACAAGGCCAUGUGUCAGCUACAACUUUUCAGAGUUUGGAAACGUUCUUUCCUGGAAUGCUGAGCUUGGUUGGCGAAUUCAAAUCUGGAUUGAAAGCGAUGACAAAUUAUCACAGAAUUUUAAAGCAAUAUGGAGGACUACCCGAACUAUACAAUAUCUUACAGGGUAAAGCAACACAUCAAAGAGAAGGGUAUCCCCUCAGACCUGAACUUAUCGAGUCUGCAAUGUAUCUCUAUCGCGCCACGGGUGACCCAUAUAUGCUAGAAAUUGGCGAAGAUAUCCUGCAUUCCAUUCAGUAUAAUGCGCGAACAGAGUGUGGAUACGCCACAAUUAGGGACGUCACAACUUUGACACUUGAGGAUCGCAUGGAAUCUUUCUUCUUGGCCGAGACAGUGAAAUAUCUCUACCUGUUGUUUGACCCAAAAAAUUUUAUUCACAGUGAAGGAGAUGAUGUGACUGUUGUGGACACCCCACGAGGAAAAUGCACCGUUUAUGCUGGCGGAUAUAUCUUUAACACGGAAGCUCACCCAAUUGACCCCUCUGCCCUCAAUUGCUGUACUGGCGUAGCAGAGGCUGAUUUGCAUAAAGAGAUUCAAGUGAUUGACGAAGUUCGAUCUUCUCGGGUAUUCUCUGCCCUCAAGAAAGCCAAAGCUCAUGCACAAGAUAGUUCUAAGAGAAGGAAGCGGAAAAAGAAGAAAACUGUUGAUUAUAAUAAUGACGCAGUCAAUAAUAAUAAUAUAAUUAUUACAGAAAACAUUGACACUUCAGUAGUUCGACUGCCCUCCUUGGCAAAAAAUGAAUUAGAAAAGUUAUUCGCGGACCAGAACAUUAUUCAACUUGACAAAUCUGAAAGAAUCAAUCCAUUUUUGCAAUAUAGAAAUAAGCAAUCCUUAUCAUAUUCUCCAGUUGUUCAGUACUCGCUCAAUCUCAGCUCCAUCCCUCCUAUGCAGACUGUAACUAGCGACAGUGACAAUCUGGUUUUCAAGCUAUUGAAGAAACUACUAGAUGAGCAGCCUGAUUACAAGGAAGUCGUUCGGAAAGAAUUUGCCAACGGAGUGGAAAAAGGACUACAAUUUGAGACCGGAAAGCAGGACAAGGAUUUGAGAAAGCUAGUCGAAAAGUUUGAAACCAAUUUGAAAGCGGCUGAAGAGACAGACUUGGCCAAGAGACGUAGCCUUGCGAUAAAACAAGAGAGUGGAACCGUAAAAGGCUCAUUGGGAACAGCCACCAUUAUCAAGCAGGAUAAAAAUAAUGAAAACAGAAUCAGAUCAAAAUCUCCCAUUGGCGAAACAAACCCUGAUCUGGAUUUAAUUUUUGGCACAUCAACGACCAGUCGGAGCCUUUCGUUCUACUUUUCGCUUAAAUGGCUCCCAGCCUUCCCCGACCUCCUGCUCAGACAACUCAUGCCCAGUGAAAGUUUUGACAUUCAAAAUUUUUAUUCUAGAAUGGGAAAUGAAUUUUCGUCGCAAAACUUUUCUAAAAGAUUUAAUUUUAGUGAAGCUUGGUUAGAUAAUUUUGAUGUUUUAAGGUGUCCUAGUUUAAAAAUGGCUGAUCGAUUCAUGUUUUUUAGAUCAUCUGUUGAAGAUUAGACUGUUUUCGAGUCCAAGAAAUAAAUAUUGUGAUAUUAGAAUUUAGGUAGGAUGAUGACAUAGUCUAUAAAUUAUUAUGUUGCUGAUUAUUUAAAAAAAACACAUGCAAAUAAAGCUCUAUUUCAAUACAAGUCAA